This is a messenger RNA of Eublepharis macularius, 4883 nucleotides long. RefSeq names its product derlin 1 (gene DERL1). The transcript has 8 exons. Gene Ontology annotation, cellular component: endoplasmic reticulum membrane; Hrd1p ubiquitin ligase ERAD-L complex. The coding region runs from base 93 to 848 and encodes 251 amino acids. Gene Ontology annotation, molecular function: misfolded protein binding; ubiquitin-specific protease binding. The record is from RefSeq and is a predicted model, not a curated record. Lineage: Eukaryota; Metazoa; Chordata; Lepidosauria; Squamata; Eublepharidae. Gene Ontology annotation, biological process: endoplasmic reticulum unfolded protein response.
UCGUUGUAGUGACGGUUCCGGCAGGCGCGUGAGGCGCAAGGCCUCCACUUCAAGGCCCGACGCCCCGUCGAGCUGCGCUUGUGAGGGGCAAGAUGUCGGACAUCGGGGACUGGAUCGGGGGCAUCCCGCUCAUCACGCGCUACUGGUUCUUCCUCACCGUCGGCUUCACCAUCCUCGGCAAGAUCGGCUUGGUCAACCCCUAUUAUCUCGUCCUCUUGUCCGAUCCCUUCUUCAAACAGUUCCAGUUCUGGAGGCCAAUAAGCGCAAUGUUGUUUUAUCCUGUCAAUCCAAUGACUGGGUUUCAUUAUCUGGUGAAUUUAUAUUUUUUGUAUCAGUAUUCAUCACGGCUGGAAACAGGGUUGUUCGAUGGACGGCCAGCCGACUACCUGUUCUUGCUUCUUUUUAACUGGAUCUGCAUAGCUAUUGCUUCGUUGACCGUAGGCCUUAGGGUUCUGAUGGUUGCCGGGGUCAUGUCCGUGAUUUACAUUUGGGCCCAGGUGAACAAAGACGUCACUGUAUCAUUUUUGUUCGGGACACAGUUUAAGGCGUUUUAUUUACCGUGGGUUAUCCUGUUAUUCAACUUGAUCGUCUCAGGCGCUUUCAUCGAAGAGCUGAUAGGCAAUCUGGUUGGCCAUCUGUACUUUUUCUUAAUGUACAAAUAUCCAUUAGACUUGGGAGGAAGAAGUUUCUUGUCAACGCCUCAGAUUCUGUACCGCUGGCUUCCCAAUAGGAGAGGAGGAGUAUCAGGAUUUGGCGUUCCACCCACCAGCUGGCGCAGACCAGCGGAGGAACACCCGGGUGGUGGAAGGCACAACUGGGGACGGGGCUUUCGACUUGGUGAUCAGUGAAGAAAAAAACCUCUUCUCUGCUGCUUUGGUUCCCCCCUCUUUGAUGAACAUCUUCAACCACACACGGGAAGGACUAGUACUGCAGAUCGUCCAUAAGGGCCUGGUGUGCUCUAGUGCUGUGGAGUCUGACCUAUAAAGGAUUUUGUUGUUGUUGUUUCUGGUGGGAAAUGACAUAAUUAAACAGACAAGGUAGAUUUGAUUCAGCUCAGUGCUGCCAUUAAAAACAACCCCCCUAAACAUUUUAAUAUUUCCUAGCACAGUGUCCUUUCUCUUACCUGUCUUUUGAGGCAGUAGUUGUCUUUCAGGCCUCUUUUCUGGUCAGGCAAGAGGUCAACAGAGUCCUGUCAGAAUCCACCAUUUGGCCCCAAACUCUUUUGGUUUAACCGAUCAAAGAUAUUCACUCGAGUUCUCAAAGAAAUCUUUUUCCAGGUUGUUGUUAGCCUUUAUUUGCCAGGAAUAGGUCAGUAAAAGCUUCUUCUGUGAGGUAUCUAAUGCUAAUUCACCAGUCUUUGCUUUGUUUUUGGUUGGGAAGCUUUGCCAACUUGAUCCGCUGAAGCAACGGGUGAGGCAAACAGUGGGAGGCUCAUUUUCCUUUUGAAAGUGGCCACCUCUAAGUGCUUCUGCCACAAUACUUGCUGUAUGCUUAACUGGAGUCAGUCCCAUUAAACCGGUUGAGACCUCUGCGUAAAUAAUAACGUAUAGAAUUGGACCAGUGAUCCCAGUGACAGUGUACCCAUCAGUGUGCUUCCUGGUGGCUGCUUGCUUGCUUCUUUGGGAUAAAAAAAUGUAUCUUGAAUGGAAAAAAGGGGGAUUUUGGGGCUCCCUCUCAGCUGACUGAUUAGCUGAGUGGUUCACAGCCAGGCGCCCUUGGCUUGGUCAUAGAUACGUCUCUGGGCUUGUCAGUCUUUCCCUGUGGCUACACUGGGAGCAGACUCUGCUUUGGGGGAAGUGAUACUGUUUGGUAUCAGUUUCUAAGGAAAGAGCGAAGAGGUGAUCUUGGCUUUUCUGCCGCCUCUUUAGGGCAAGAGGUGCUUCCAAAGUGUCCAGGAGAAAGGGAUGCCCCUACAUGAUGUAAAUGUAGGGAAGGCCUAUUCAGACAUUUUGCUUGGAAUCUCCCACCCACUAAGUGAUUAGUCUUGUCCCCGUGACAGAUGCUGUUUGGUGUCCUCCACCUUUUUUCGAAAUUCCAAAAGGGAAUGGUUGCAGCCUCCUUUAUUGGUCAAAACAGCUCCAACACUAUGGUAACCGUUUUGCCUGUAAAAAUCAAAUAGGAGACAGAAUUAUCAUUUUCAGGAUUUAUGAAUAGUCAAAACAGAUUGUAAGUAGCUCGUAGUACAGCUUUCACUUAAAAAUCAAGGAACUGUUAAUGAAACCAGGUUAUAGGGCUUGAGACAGAUGCGUCUCCCCACCCAAUAAUUGACAUUCUGAAAUUUUCGACACCACAGAAUUUGAAAUGGUAACCUUUAAUGCAAGUUUUAUUUAAUUUCGUUAGAAGAUAUGGGUAUUGUAUCACUAGUAUAUGUGGAGCUUUUGAUCAUUUUACAAUAUGGGGCAGUGAUGGAGAUCUUCAGGAAGUACACUGUAAGGAUUCAUUUCUCUUGCUUUGGGUCUCUUCUGUCCUUCAAAAAAAAUGUAACUGAUGGAACCAUUAAUCAGUGUCACCUGUCAAACCGAAGAAGCAUUACAGCAGUUCUGGUCAGUCUUGGUCUCUCUCUCAUCUCCAUCCCCCCAUGAAACCACGGUAUGUGUCUAUUUUUCCACCUGUGAAAUGGGCUUAUAUCUGGCUGAGCUAAUAGGCAUUUUCACUCCAUAGCACUGCAGAAAUGGAAAAUGCUAUACUUAAAAAAUAUGAACUCUUGGCUUAACUACUACUGAGAUUUUACAAGCUCUUCAAAACUUUUUGAGUUAGAGCCAGCCAGUUUUUCAACUGCUGAAAAGAAAUAGAGAAUCCCCUUUGACCAUGGAAAAUGGUAUGGAAAAUGGUCAUGGGAACUGCAUGGACCGCAGCCAUAUGUGACAGGGGCUGUGGGUAAGAGGAGGGUAGGUAGGAUUGGGGCAGGAUAGUGUUAAAAAGCAGGCUAGAUCCGACACUAUAUUAGCUGCUUGACCUGGGAAGCCGUGACGCACUCGAUGCGUUCCUGCUCGCCUAAGACUAGAUCUGACAACAUAUGUUUGUGUUAAUUCCAACUCCAUUGUGAUGGUUUCUGUUUAUUGAGGGAAUAUGGAAGUCUUGUCAUGCUGUCUUUGCAGAAAGAUACGGAUUAAGAAAUCAUUUAGCACUUUACUGCUCCUGGUAACAGACCUUUCAGUGGCUCUUGCCUUGGUUUUUAUUUAUCUUUUUAAGAAGAUGGCAAGAGUCCCCAAGGCUCAGAUUGUACUAUACCUCUUGCUGCCAGUUCUGGUUUGUAGAAUUUGGGAAGCCCUGUUCCAACUGUAGAUAGUUGCUGAAUAAUGUCACUGAUGACCUAGUAUCUGAAGAAGGGGAGAGAACUAUGCACGUAUCUCGUGCUUUGCCUGCUUUUGUUUCUUCUUGGCAGCUCCCAAAGAGACAAGCCGCUUUUUAAAUUGAACUGCAGCUUUAGCUCUUUUGCACCCAAACCAGAAAGCAAAGGUCUGGCUGUGCAUGGGUAUAUUUCUCCCCUCAUCCUUGGAAUCCAAUUCAGCAAGCGUAUACUGUGAAUGUUAAAUUAUCCAAAUCUCAACACUUGUAAUGUCUUGAGUUCUGCUUACUGUGCAUUAUCUUAUCCCUGGAUCGGGAGGGAUCGUCAGCCGUUCUGUACAAAGUAGAAUUUCUCACCAGGAGCUUCCCUAUGAAGUUCAAAAUGCUGGUUUAUAGAUUCACGAAAGGUAUGUGGCAUAACCUUCCUCGUAUCGUAGCAUUACGGAACGUAAGCAAGGGAUUGCAGGUCUGAAUUACACCCCCAUGUAGAAAACAAGCAGCUUUGGGAGGAGGCAAGGCCAGAACCAUUCUUUCUACCGCACUAACUUUCCACAGGCAGAGAAUUUUUGUAAUGGGGGAGGAGAUGAUUAACACCCUCCCCAGCAUUCUGGAAAAGAUAUUCUUGUAUUUCCCCCCAAAUGUAUAGCUUGCCUGUAAUGUAAGGGAUCUGUGGUGUAUCUUCAACCUUUCUAGUCCCUGCAGUGGAUUUGGUCAGCUGCUUCAAGAGACAUAGUGAUGAUGCUGGUCUUUAUGAUGGGCAAGAACCAUUGGCUUAGAUCUUACACUGUUCUUUUACCUGUGCAGCGCUGUCCUCCUUUGCAGAGUAUGGUGCUGGAUCAUUUCUGCUCAAUGGAUGCAAAAUCCUGGAGCUGCCUGUUCAGAAAGUGCAUAGCGGGGUUGGGGAGGAGGCGAUGUAUUGUGUAAUGGAGCAAGCGCUGCAAAAAUGGAGGAAAGAUACAGGAUCCAAGCCACUGCAUGGCCAACCUGGCCAAAUAAACCCGCACAAGGAGUGACUUGGUUGAAACGCUGGAGUGGUCAAAGGGAACAGUGGCAUCUCCUUGUCCCUAAGGUACUUCUGACCCCUCUAUUUGUGGUGCAGGAGUUUGCAGUGUCGGUGUUGAAAUAAUACUCUUAAAGUCAAACGUUUGGGAAGAGCAUGGGACACAAUCCUCAUGGGACUGUACCCUUAAAGCAAUUCCCCCCUGAGCAUGUUGAGCAGGUUUUGUUGUGUUCAGGACUGUUCCUUGUGCCUUUCUCAAAGCUGGACGUGGCUCUUUGGAGGUGUGUGUCCCCCAUCUCUUUGCUUAUGGAAAGCGCAUGUGUUGACAAGAGAGCUUCAAGCCUUCUCGCCAAUAGACAAGCUUUCAGAAUUCACUAUAACACUCGGCACUGCUUUUCACUGGUUUACCUGAAGCACUUUUUGGCUCUCUUCAAGCUGACACAAUGGCCGGUUGUGGUGGAAGAUCAGUACUGGAAGGUCAGUACUUCUGUUCUUUUGUACGGAGAACUUCUCUCUUUCACUCUCUUUUUUUUGUAACCAAAUGGGGGGGCUUUUUUGUUGGCAAAAUUUUUAAAUUAAAAGUUGUGAAACUCUA